This is a messenger RNA of Acanthisitta chloris (rifleman), 883 nucleotides long. It is a transcript of the gene DEK, whose product is annotated as DEK proto-oncogene. Gene Ontology annotation, molecular function: DNA binding; histone binding. The transcript has 7 exons. The record is from RefSeq and is a predicted model, not a curated record. Lineage: Eukaryota; Metazoa; Chordata; Aves; Passeriformes; Acanthisittidae. Gene Ontology annotation, biological process: regulation of double-strand break repair; chromatin organization. Gene Ontology annotation, cellular component: nucleus. The annotation marks the transcript as partial.
AUGUCAUCUCUUCAAUCAUCGAAAGAAGAUACAAUGUCGUCUGAAAAAACAGAUGAGAAGCAACCUGAAACUGAAAACAAAGCUGAGGAAAGUGAUGAAGAUGACGAAGAAGAGGAGGAGGAGGAGGAAGAAGAAGAAAAGGAAAAGAGUCUCAUUGUUGAAGGAAAAAGGGAGAAGAAGAAGGUAGACCGACUGACCAUGCAAGUGUCCUCGUUGCAAAAGGAACCCUUUACAAUUACACCAGGAAGAGGACAGAAGCUCUGUGAAAUUGAAAGGAUACAAUUCUUUCUGAGUAAAAAGAAGACAGAUGAACUUAGGAAUCUGCACAAACUCCUCUACAACAGGCCAGGCACUGUUGCAUCCCUAAAGAAGAAUGUGGGUCAGUUCAGUGGGUUCCCAUUUGAAAAAGGAAGUGACCAAUACAAAAAGAAGGAAGAAAUGUUGAAAAGGUUUAGAAAUGCAAUGUUGAAAAGUAUCUGUGAAGUUCUUGACUUGGAAAGAUCAGGAGUUAAUAGUGACCUCGUAAGCAGAAUAUUAAACUUCUUAAUGAACCCAAAAUCCUCAGGCAAGCCACUGCCAAAGUCCAAAAAAACACCAAGCAAAGGUGGCAAAAAAGAGCGCAGUAGCUCUGGAACAAGAAAAGCAAAACGCUCCAAGUGCCCAGAGAUCUUGUCAGAUGAAUCCAGUAGUGAAGAAGAUGAAAAGAAGGAAAAGGAUGACUCUUCAGAAGAAAAAGAAAGUGAAGAUGAGCCCCCUAGAAAAGCAUCUAAAAGAGAAAAAUCUAAAAAGAUGACUUCUAAAACCAAGAAACCUGUGAAGGGUGCCAAUGUCAAGAAGGCAGACAGCAGCACUACUAAGAAGAAUCAGAACAGUUCUAGAAAAG